Funneliformis mosseae is the source of this 1026-nucleotide messenger RNA. The record is from the annotation of a GenBank genome assembly. Lineage: Eukaryota; Fungi; Glomeromycota; Glomeromycetes; Glomerales; Glomeraceae.
AUGAAAUUUCAUAUUUUGAUCCUCGCAUGUUCGAUUAUUAUUUCUCUCGCUUCCGCGAUCGAUCAUCACAAACCAAAAACUUUCAAGUCGACGCCAUUUAUCAAUUCAAAGGAUUCAAAAUUUGGUCCUCUAAUUGAAGGAACCUCGGUCAACAAAGCUGGUGAAGCGUUUGCGACCUCAUUCGGUAACAAAUCAUCUCAGAUCGCCCAUAUUACACCGGAACAAACGCUUUAUCAUGCUUCCCCGAGGGACACCACUUACUUUAAUGGUAUAAGAUUUUUACCUUUGAGUAAGCAAGAUGAGGAAGCUGGGAUAAAAAAUAUUUUGUUGGCUACUAACCUUAUUGAGGAAGAGAUCACGAAAGUUAUGGAAAUGGAUGAUGGAACCACUAAACAAGAAACUUUUUGUAAAGAUGAUAGUUUUAUUAAACCAAAUGAUUUGACCCUUUCGAAGUCGACCGGUCGUAUAUACAUCUCUGGACAAAAUUAUUCUACAACUACUAAAAUUGGUGAUGGUGGCCUUUGGCUUUGUCAACCUGACGGUAAGGCGAUGCAACUUUUGAAAUUGGAAAGGACAAACGGUGUUGAACUCUCCCCCGAUGAAAAUUUCUUGUACGUGUCCGAAGGAGCCAAUCGAAACAGUGAUUUCGCAAUUUCCAAUAAAAUUUGGAAGUUCAAGGUUGAUCAUGAAACUGGGUUCGUCUCACAAAAAGAACUCUUUGUAGAUUUCGAAAAACUUGAUGGUACUCAAACGUGGGAGAUUGAUGGUAUACGUACUGAUAUUGAAGGAAAUCUAUAUGUGACAAGAUAUUUUGGUCAAAAGAUCGUUACCUUUUCUCCAAACAAAAAGGUUUUGUUCGAAAUUGAUUUGAGUUUUAAAAAUCCUACGAAUUUAGAAUUCGCUGGGAAAAAUGGGAAAACCUUGUUUAUUGUUGGAAAAUGUCCUGAUGAUGAAACUAAGGGUUGCGUAGAUAAAUUUGAGAAUGAUAUACCCGGUAGAGCGUUUACCUACCUUAACGCUCAUUAA